AAACAUAACCUAUAAAACAGUAAUUGAAAUAUUAGUUAGAAAAACAACAAAAACAUGUCCAUGCGGCAAGGAUUUAAUUUUGUUCCCAAGAUUCUGAAUGUUAACAGAAAACCAGGCCAACCAAAAAAGAAAAGAAAAGUAACUUUAGUAUUUGACGAAGAUAAACGGAAAGAAUAUUUGUGCGGAUUUCGAAAAAGAAAACUUGAACGGAAACUAAAAGCUAAACAAGAAAUUGAAGCUCAAUGGAAAGAAGAAAAGAAAAGGAUUAAAAAAGAAGCUCAAGAAAAGUUUAAAAAACUAGUCUCCCAACGCGAUGUCCCUGAGUUAGAGGAGCUGCUUUCUCAACAUGAAUAUGAAACUGAUGGAAAGUCUGUGAGUAUAUUAGAGCUAAAUAUAAAUCAGUUGACACAAAGUGCCAACUGGAUAGGAGAAAAUAAACCAACUUACGAAGAAGUUUCUGAAAACGAUGAAGAGAGUGAUGAGGAAGAAGAGGAUGUAGUUCCUGGUAUGGAACUAAAGAGAAAAAAGUCUAAGAUAGUCGAUGAUGAAGAUGAGAGUAAAGUAAAUUUAUCGAAAAAAGAAAGGUCGCGAGCGAUACAAAAAGAAACAUUACAAAGUCGAAUGAAAAAUCAAGUAUUUCUGCGUAAGCAAAAAAUGCUGCGGAUGAAAAAUAAAAAACUUGCAAUCAGAGAAAAAAUGAGGAAAGGUCAAUCAGUAAAAGAUACAAAAGGCAAAAAAAGAAGUAAAAAAUUAUCACGCGGUCGUACAAGUGAAUGAUGAAAAAUUUUGUUUAUUUG
Molecule: messenger RNA, 797 nt
Organism: Microplitis mediator
Lineage: Eukaryota; Metazoa; Arthropoda; Insecta; Hymenoptera; Braconidae
Gene: vito
Exons: 3
Coding region: 55-777 (240 amino acids)
Cellular component (GO): nucleolus
Molecular function (GO): RNA binding
Source: RefSeq, a predicted model, not a curated record